This is a messenger RNA of Aegilops tauschii subsp. strangulata, 1571 nucleotides long. RefSeq names its product NADPH-dependent aldo-keto reductase, chloroplastic. The record is from RefSeq and is a predicted model, not a curated record. Lineage: Eukaryota; Viridiplantae; Streptophyta; Magnoliopsida; Poales; Poaceae. Gene Ontology annotation, molecular function: oxidoreductase activity.
CUCAGUUUCGGUCGCCUUCCUUAUCCCUUCCUGUCAUGUGUAGUUCCAAACAGCGACGAAGAGGAGAGACGCGGGGAGAAAAGGAGGAAGAAGAUGGCCACCUAUUUCACCCUCAACACCGGGGCACGCAUCCCCUCGGUAGGCCUCGGCACCUACAAGUCCGGCCCCGGCGUCGUCGCUGGCGCGGUCACCGCCGCCGUCAAGGCCGGGUACCGGCACAUCGACUGCGCACCACUAUACAAGAACGAGAAGGAGAUUGGCGCUGCCUUGAACAAGCUCUUUGAUAACGGCGUCGUCAAACGGCAAGACCUUUUCAUCACUUCAAAGAUAUGGUGCAGCGAUCUCGCGCCCGAAGACGUUCCGUCGGCAAUCGACCGCACUCUCAAUGAUCUGCAGCUGGAUUAUCUUGACCUGCACCUGAUUCAUUGGCCCUUCCAGAUAAAGAAAGGCAGCGAGCUGAGCCCGGAAAACUUUGUCGAGCUCGAUAUGCCCGAGACCUGGCGGGCAAUGGAGAAGCUGUACGAUUCAGGCAAGGCCCGCGCAAUAGGCGUGAGCAAUUUUUCGACCAAGAAGCUGGCCGAUCUGCUUGCCGUGGCCCGUGUUCCUCCGGCUGUUGAUCAGGUGGAGUGCCACCCUGGUUGGCAGCAGGCCAAGCUCAGAGCCUUCUGCCACACCAAUGGAGUUCAUUUCUCUGCGUAUGCGCCGCUAGGUAGGAUGAAAGUCGUCGCGGAUAACCCGGUGGUGACAUCGAUAGCCGAGAGUUUGGGAAGAACCCCGGCACAGAUCGCUCUGCGAUGGGGUAUCCAGCAGGGUCAGAGCGUGCUUCCUAAAAGUACCAAUGAGUCGAGGUUGAAGGAGAACAUUGACCUGUUUGGCUGGUCCAUUCCUGAAGAACUGUGUGACAAGUUUUCUGAAAUUGAACAGGUUAAGCGAGUCAGGAACGAAUCAUUGGUGCACUCUCAGAGCAUUUACAAAACAAUGGACGAGCUCUGGGAUGGUGAAAUAUAACUGAAAAUCAGCGCCCGCAUGAAAUGCAAUCUGCAACUAGACUUGAAAUUUAUGAAAUUUACGCCGCUUUGUUUUAUAAGAGGGAAACAAUGCAUCAUGCCAGAAAACGCAGCGACCUCUUGGUGUGCAUUUUUGUUGCAUUUUUGGCAGACGACGUCGGCAUUGUUGCAUGGUAUUGGUAUGCAUGCAUGAAUAUCUAGAGAGGAGCCCAGGAAUGAAAGCAUAGAACGAGCAAAUUUACAGCAGUACUCUCCUUUAUUUUCAUCUUUUGUUGUAUGUUCAGAAUAUAUAGCAAUGCCAAUGCGUACAUGGAGAAAAAGCUCCGGAAGAGUUUGGAGAUUACAAGACAGAAGAUGUUUGCCAUGCAAGAUUUGAAGCUAACUUCAUGGCGAAGGAGUAAAAACAUAGUUUUUAAACCGGAUCGGUGAUCGAACCGGUGAUACCGUCGGUUCAGGUUUUUUCCGGUCGGACCGCUGGUUCAGUGGUUCAUUUACUGUUUUUUUUAAGCCAUAAGAUAUGUAAAAAUAGGUCAAAUACACUAAAUUUCUAUCAUUUGAGAGCUA